UUGAUUCUCCCCAGCUCAUAAACAAACACUCAUCCCCCAAUUUUCCUCCACAAACUCCGUCGAGAAAAUCCCUUAGGUUUUGCACAACAGCAAUGGCUGCCAUUUCAGGGGCGGUUCUAAAUGGGUUAGGCUCAUCAUUUCUUUGUGGAGGAAAGAGAACCCAAGCCCUUUUGGGUGCUAAAGCCUCUCCUUCCUCCCCUGCCGCUGGAGCUAGGAAGUUCUCCGUCGUUGCAGCAGCCGCUUCUAAAAAGUCUUGGAUCCCCGCCGUUAAAGGUGGUGGAAACUUCAUUGACCCUGAAUGGCUAGAUGGAUCGCUCCCUGGAGACUACGGAUUCGACCCACUAGGUCUCGGCAAGGACCCGGCGUUCCUAAAAUGGUACCGGGAGGCGGAGCUGAUCCAUGGACGUUGGGCCAUGGCAGCCGUCGUCGGAAUCUUCGUCGGCCAAGCCUGGAGUGGUAUCCCGUGGUUCGAGGCCGGAGCGGACCCCGGUGCCAUAGCUCCGUUCUCCUUCGGCUCACUCCUGGGAACCCAACUCAUUCUUAUGGGUUGGGUUGAAAGCAAACGUUGGGUUGAUUUCUUUAACCCGCAAUCACAAUCGGUGGAAUGGGCGACUCCGUGGUCAAAGACCGCCGAGAACUUUGCCAACGCCACCGGUGAGCAAGGUUACCCGGGCGGCAAGUUCUUUGACCCGUUGGGGCUUGCGGGAACUAUUCAGAAUGGGGAGUAUGUGCCGGACGUUGAGAAGCUGGAGAGACUUAAGCUUGCUGAGAUUAAGCAUGCUAGAAUUGCUAUGUUGGCCAUGUUGAUUUUCUACUUUGAGGCUGGCCAAGGAAAGACACCUCUUGGUGCUCUUGGCUUGUAAGGACAUUAUUGGUCAUGCUUAUGUAGAUAAUUGAGUUUUAUGUCUCGACUACAUUUAGCGAGAACAAAAAGACAAACUGGAAAUGGUGUUGUUUGUUGA
This is a messenger RNA of Hibiscus syriacus, 962 nucleotides long. Its product is annotated as chlorophyll a-b binding protein CP24 10A, chloroplastic-like. Gene Ontology annotation, cellular component: membrane. Gene Ontology annotation, biological process: response to light stimulus; photosynthesis, light harvesting in photosystem I. Bases 93 to 863 code for a protein of 256 amino acids. The record is from RefSeq and is a predicted model, not a curated record. The transcript has 2 exons. NCBI's taxonomy places the organism in Eukaryota, Viridiplantae, Streptophyta, Magnoliopsida, Malvales, Malvaceae.